Messenger RNA from Symbiodinium sp. CCMP2592, 369 nucleotides. NCBI's taxonomy places the organism in Eukaryota, Dinophyceae, Suessiales, Symbiodiniaceae. The record is from the annotation of a GenBank genome assembly.
AUGACUCGGGGAGUAGCCCCUCAGGAGGCCUCCUGCGUUUGGAGAUGCGCUUGUCAGAAGGCAAGCGAGCGCCUCCUGCAUUUGGAUUAUGCAGUCAAAGUGCUGCGCAAGCGAGCUGCAAAGCUAUGCAAAGCUAAGAGCAGCCGUGUGACAAGGCCUUUGAUUCACUGUAGGGUGCUGCAGCAGGAUUUCCUGCAGCACACGGGCCCUCCUCUCUCGUUGGCACAGUUAGCACCUGCCUCGAGAGUUGCAGCCCCACAAAGGAUCGACAACUUGUUUCGUAGUUGCCGUCACACCUUUGAACACUUUCAACACAGCGAUGCCAGCGUGCACCAUCUGCUCAGCGGCAAAGCUCAACCUAUUGAUUGA